Messenger RNA from Geosmithia morbida, 1086 nucleotides. Its product is annotated as Broad specificity phosphatase PhoE. NCBI's taxonomy places the organism in Eukaryota, Fungi, Ascomycota, Sordariomycetes, Hypocreales, Bionectriaceae. Bases 1 to 1086 code for a protein of 361 amino acids. Gene Ontology annotation, molecular function: phosphatase activity. The transcript has 3 exons. Gene Ontology annotation, cellular component: cytoplasm. The record is from RefSeq and is a predicted model, not a curated record.
AUGAAGGCUUCCGUACUUUAUACAGCCUUGGGCCUUCUGCCCCUGGUAUUGUGUCGGAAUGUUUGGCGGGAGGCCCGGGGUAAGUCCAUCGAGUACACAUCGGUCGAAGGAUACUUUUUGCAGGACGACAAGACGACCAGCACCGAUGGCUUCGAUUACGCCGACGUCAACUUUGGCCUAAUUGACCGAAAGUACCCCACUGACAACUACUUGAGUCGAAACGAUUGCGAUUCGCAAUGGGAGCGUUUCGAUCGCUGGGUCAAGUACCUCAAUUGGAACCCUCGGAACCGUGGCGAUGUGCAAUACAAGGUGAUUUUCAUGGGCCGCCAUGGAAAUGGCUGGCACAAUUCUGCCGAAACCUUUUAUGGGACUCCGGCCUGGAAUUGCUAUUGGGCUGAGCAAACCGGCAAUGGCACUGCCUAUUGGAAAGAUGCCGCGCUCACUUCUGCUGGAAUCGACGAAGCCCUCAAGGCAAAUGCCUACUUCAAAGACCGCUACGCCACGCAAAAUAUGCCGCACUUCGAGUCGUACUAUGUCAGCCCUCUUCAGCGCUGCACCACCACCGCCAACCUCACCUUUGGGGACAUUGACCUGCCUCGCCAGCAUCCGUUCGUGCCCACUGUCAAGGAGCUAUUCCGAGAAGGCAUGACACCCCAUACGUGCAAUUGGCGAUCCAACAAGACGUUUAUCGGGGAGAAUUUCCCUCGGUACGAGUUCGAGAAGGGGUUUGCUGAGCAUGACGAGCUAUGGGAUGCCACAAAGAGCGAGACAGGUGAUGCACAGGAUGUGCGAGCCAAGGCGGUGCUCGACGACAUGUUCAGAAACGAUAGCAACACCUGGAUUAGUGUCACAGCCCACUCGGGUAUGAUCUCACGACUCCUCAAAGCCCUGAACCAUCGUGAGUUCAGGCUCAGCACGGGUCAGAUCAUUCCCGUUCUGGUCAAGGCCGAGGCUAUCGAUCUGCAACCCCAGCCGACAUACCAGGCUCACGAACCCUACUCGACAUGCACUGCUCCACCAAUUACUAGCAUUGCCGAACGGGGAUGCGUGUGUCCAACACCGACGACAACUGCACUGCCGAGUUGA